AUGAUCUCAGUCUAUACAUACAUAUGCCUUAGCUUUCUUUCGCUGAUAUUGUUUUUUCUGGACUAUGCCUAUGCGUACCGUGAGUAUUUUACAACAGUAGUAGAGUUGACCAAUUCACCCGCAUUUCGUCUUGUUUGCGUCAAUGGCUUUGUUGCCUCAACGAUUCUACUCUGGCGUGUUAGCCGCAAAGUAUUCUUUGGCACAUUAAACCCUGAAGAGAAUGAUAUGGUAAACCGCAAACUUCCCUUUUAUGUGAUGGAGUGUCUCGUGGUGCCUUUUUACUUUGAGAGCACUAUCUUCAAUCGAGUGGGUGUGAUCUCAUUGUUAACGGUGGUUUUUGGCAUGCUGCACCGGGUUGCCCAGGAGCGGGUGACGACACUGCACAUCACGGAGGUCCCUGCAGUGCGAAAACGCAUGUUGUGGGGAUUGGCGCUUUUUUUUCUUGUCGCCAUGCCGCUUGAUGUGUAUGUGGUGUUUGAUCUUCUUGUGAAUACCAGUUGGCAGUAUGAGAGACAAGUGGGUCUAUACUACACCAUUGCCCUUUUGUACACCCAAUUCGCUAUUUCCAGCGUUAGAAUAGUUGUGCGAAUUCUCUUCUCAGAAGUGAUAGGUGUGGCCAAUCACAGUGGACUCGCGUUUUACGUGGAGUCAUUUUUCUCUAUUUCUAAAAGUAUUGUUAUUUUCGCCACCUUCGCGUAUGUAUCUACAGUAGCACAGGUACCUAUCCCACUUGUGCGGUUGUUGGUUCACCAUGUUAUUAGUUUCUGCGAUAAGAUCCGUCGACUCAUACGUUACUGGUCCCUCAUGCGGCUUCUUCACUCCAUACGGAAUGCCACAGAAGAAGAUAUUGCCCGUGACCCACGCUGCUCCAUUUGUCAUGAUGAUAUGACGCCCACGCAGGAUUGCAAAUGUCUCCCGUGUAUGCAUUGUUAUCAUCAGUCUUGUCUGCGGCCCUGGUUUGAGAAGAUGUCUACAUGUCCAUGCUGCCGAACAGACUUGUUGCGUACAUCCACAAAUACAACAAGAACGGCGAAUACACCAGCAACUCCUCAACCACGCGAGGGACAUGCUGGAGCAAACCCACAAGUUUUUACUGCACAAGAGCAGUGGCAUCCACCGAAUGAAGAGGAAAUGCGUCGAUCAUAUGAACAGUAUCGCGAGGCUUUUGGAGUUGGGCGACAGCGUCGGGAAGUUCGUACAACUUCUGCUGAACCACUAUCACAACAACAACAACAACAACAACCGCGUGUUCACAUAGUAGGAGUAGGCACACACCGGACUUAUGUAGUGAGCCGAGAAGAAGCCGCAGCACUUGGGGCUGCUGCCGCUGCCGCUGCUGCUAGAGUCGCGCUUCCUCCAUCUGCGAGAGGACUUGUGGAAGGAAGAAAUCUUGGAAUAGCAACAACAGCAACAACAACAACAUGUACUGAUGAGAGUCGAACUCUGCAGCAGCCAGGAUCACGGGAUCUCCAACGUUUAGAAGCUUACAAAGCAUAUGAGGAGGCUGUGAGAGCCGCAACAGAUUUACUACACCAGCGAUUACAAGCGAUUGAUAUUGCUACGAAUGAAAAUAAUGCUGCAACUUAA
Messenger RNA from Trypanosoma theileri, 1587 nucleotides. RefSeq lists its product as uncharacterized. Lineage: Eukaryota; Euglenozoa; Kinetoplastea; Trypanosomatida; Trypanosomatidae. The coding region runs from base 1 to 1587 and encodes 528 amino acids. The transcript has a single exon. The record is from RefSeq and is a predicted model, not a curated record.